Molecule: messenger RNA, 1128 nt
Organism: Mycena indigotica
Lineage: Eukaryota; Fungi; Basidiomycota; Agaricomycetes; Agaricales; Mycenaceae
Exons: 1
Coding region: 1-1128 (375 amino acids)
Source: RefSeq, a predicted model, not a curated record
AUGGUCCUUCUAUCCUCCCUACCCCACGAGCUGCUAGGGCAAGUCUUUACGGAAUGCGCCAGCGUCUGGCCAGACGCUCCGCUCGUGCUGGGCUCGGUUUCACACCUUUUCCGCCAUGUCGCAAAUACGACGCCGACUGUUUGGACCCAUCUGCAGCUCGAAAGCGCCUCCCCUGUCGAGAAGACGGCGCUCUGGUUCGCCCUUUCGCGUGCCUGUCGUCUUCGGGUCCGGCUGGAUCUGCGAGGCGCUAAAAACUUGCCGGUUCCGCGACACGGUCACGAGACUCAGUCGUGUGACGGCGUGUUCGCUGCGUUGCGCGCUCAUACGGGGCGCAUUUCGGCGAUGGAGCUGCGUGUCGACGACCAGGGCCAGGCGGGCAAGGUCUUGUCGAAGAUUUACUCGGGCGCCAGCCCCUCAGCACUGGGGCUGCGUUAUUUGCUUGUCCACGCAGCCAAGCUUAAACCCACGCCACAGCCACUAACACUUCCCGUCAUACCGACCAUUCGUGACCUGGAUACGACAAACAUCGCUAUUGAAGCACUGCAGGCCCUAGACUUAGCCCAGCUGAAAAGGCUUCGCAUUGUCCAGCCCCUCGUUUCCACCCCGCUUUCCGCGGACCACGUUGUCGAUUUGAUGCGGGCCACACCCAACCUCCGGCACUUGUGGCUUGAGGCACGGGUGGCCGAGCCAACGAGUGUGGAAACGCAGCUGAUUCCACAGCUGGAAGAGGUCCAUAUCAGGGCCAACAACCUCGUGCCUUUGCUCGACCGUUUAGUCGUGCCAAAACUGCACAACCUGUACCUCGACGACAUGGAUGGAAAACGGGACGGCGCGUCAGAGGAGUCUGCUGCCGUGCUUCACCGCCUUCUGGUCCGCAUGGAGCUGGGCAGGGGCGAUGUCACGGACAACGCGUUGCGCGAAUUUGAGCUUGUCGGCGUCCAAGUUGAUCAAGACACAGAGAUGUGGCAGCGUUGCAUGCAGAAGAUGAAGGUUCUCGAGUCAUUCACGGUUAAUUCGGCGACAGAGAGCGAUAUGGAGGAGGAAUAUAUUCCGCCGCCUGUGUCGAUUGAGCCUCUCAAACGGCCGUUUGCUUUUGGCUUUGGGUGGACAGGAAUGGAGAGCAAGUAG